AUGUCUAGUCCCGCCAGUACUACGACGUCAUCUCAGUCACAGAUUGUGCGAGCCGGAAACGCGUCGAUUACCGAGAGCCUGUCCUCUGGAACAUAUUCAAGGGGACCCUCUGUGGACCCGCACGCCUCUUUUACGCUCUCGUCCCCGUCAUCUGAGUCACACAAAACUGUCCAGUAUUCCGCCUGGGACCCUCGGUCACAAUCGUCCAAACCCGCCUCCUUGAAUACUACACCGACCCCAUUCGCUACUCAAACGCACAACGCCCCUGUUCCUCGCGACGAUCCGAUAAACUCCGCCGCUCCUUACAACAAUCCAUUCCCUUCGGUAGUGCCAGGGUUACCCGGGUGGGAUCCGAACUUCACCCUAGCAUCCACAACUGCUGGCCAUUUGGCGUAUGUGGAUGCGACGGCCGAUCCCGUGAGUUGGAUGGAUAUCAUGAGCGAUCAAUAUUCCCAGUACUUCAACGAAGCAUUUCCAAUACCUCCAGAGCGUGGAAGAACACUGAGCCAGCAAGAACAGAUGGAGUUGAUGGAAACCCUCGAAGACAACCUUCCAGAUGUAUCGGCGCAGCUUGUGCGGGAAUCAGAAACAUUCUACCAGUCAUGA
Aspergillus terreus NIH2624 is the source of this 606-nucleotide messenger RNA. RefSeq lists its product as uncharacterized. Lineage: Eukaryota; Fungi; Ascomycota; Eurotiomycetes; Eurotiales; Aspergillaceae. The coding region runs from base 1 to 606 and encodes 201 amino acids. The transcript has a single exon. The record is from RefSeq and is a predicted model, not a curated record.